This is a messenger RNA of Daphnia magna, 3256 nucleotides long. RefSeq names its product embryonic protein DC-8. The record is from RefSeq and is a predicted model, not a curated record. Lineage: Eukaryota; Metazoa; Arthropoda; Branchiopoda; Diplostraca; Daphniidae. Bases 203 to 3046 code for a protein of 947 amino acids. The transcript has 32 exons.
CGUACACUGUCAUCGCGUUGGCUACGUUUUGGGAGGCUUAUAAGCGAGAACAUCAACAACGAAGACUUCAGAUCAUUCGCUUGCUCGUCGCCUAAGGAGAGCCAGAUCGAGUAUUUAAUCAACUACGCUUUUAGAAAGCCAUUUUCGUGCUUUACAGCUUACAUUUCCCAGAGUUCAACUUCGCCAGGGUUUGAAAGCUAGCAUGGAUUCUAAACAAGAGGAUAUCCAGCAACCUAUCGGGAAACAGCCCGACCCAAAAGAGGUUAGACAGUUCGCAACCGUAACCCACGUCGAGGGAGAAAAUCAACCCGAAUCGUUAGAGUCCGAGAGGAAACCCUCGUUCAUCGAGUCCGUCAUUGGAAGUAUAACACCAACCUCAUCUGAAAGUAAACCAGCAGAAAUUACACAUCAUGACAUCGAAAAAGCUGAUGAUAAAGUCAAAGAAUCAGCUCGUGGUUUACUGGGUACUAUUCGCGACACAUACACGCAGAAAAAACAUGAUUUAAUGGAAACCGCUGCAGGAGCGAAGGAGUCUGUCGAGAGUACUGUAAGCGAAAGUCUCCAAAGUCUUUCGGAAACGGCAGCACAUGCUCAAGAGUACGUUAUGGGCACGUUGUCUGGUGGCACUCACGCCGUUAUGGACACCAUGGCCAGUGCCCGAGAUACGUCCAUGGACGCUGCCACAGGUGCCAAAGAUUACGUCAAGGAUACACUCACUGGCGCCAAGGAUUCCACUUACGAUGCAGCUGCUAGAGCCAGACAAAAGUUAGAAGAUGCUCGCGCAAGCCUCUCUCAAAAAGGCCAUGAUGCCAAGGAGUACAUCAAAGAAUCAGCUGAAGGAGCAAAAGAAUCUCUUAAAGAAAAGACCGAAGGAGCUAAGGAAACUCUCAAAGAAAAGACUGAAGGAGCAAAGGAAUCGGCCCAAGGAGCGAAGGAAAACAUCCAACAAACGGCUGAAGAAGCAAAGGAAUCGGCGAAAGAGACUGGUUCAAAUAUCGCGGAAAAAGGCCGUGAGGGUAUGGAGUCUAUGAAGGAAUCUGCUCAACAGCCUGAAGGACAGCAAGAAAGCAAAGGGAUCUUGGGAACAAUCCGCGAUUACCUAACGCCAGAAUUCGCCGAAACAGCAAAAACUGGCGAGGGAACUAAAUCUAGCGCUGAACAAGCCAAAGAGUCCAAAGAAGCCGCAAAAGAAGAAGCUACGGGCAUCAAAGAUGCGGCAAUGGAGAAAGGACAUGAGGCCAAAGAGAUGAUGAAAGAAAAAGCCGCCGGGGCAAAGGAGUCCAUUCAAGAAACUGGUUCUGGCUUGGCAGACAAAGGAAGAGAAUUCAAAGAAGGAGUAGAAAAUCUGGGUCAAGGAGCGGAAGAAACUUUAAAAGAAACCCGCGCUGAUAUUGGCGAAAGAAAACAAGCCCAGGAAGCGUCGCUGAGAGAAGCCGAAGCGGAAGCGCCGAAAAAAGGCAAAGGAUUCGUGGAAUCGCUUCGCGAUUGGGUGCGGCCUGCCACUGAAAAAGCUCACGAUGUGAAAGAAUCGAUCAAGGAGACCGUUACUGGAGCAACAGAGUAUGUUAAAGAUACGGGCUCGAGUGUGGUAGGAAAGGGACAGGAGACCGCUGAAUCUGCUAAGGAAAUGGCCUCUGAAGGAGUCGAGAAAGCCAAAGAUGUCGGAUCGCGAAUUGCUGAGAAAGGACAUGAUGUUAAGGAAGCCGCAAAGGAGAAGGCUUCCGGAGCAAAGGAAUACGUAAAGGAAACCGGUUCAAACAUCGCCGAGAAAGGACGCGAAACUGCUGAAUCUGCCAAAGAUAUGGCUUCUAGAGGAGUGGAGUCCGCAAAGGAUAAAGCUUCCAGAGGGGUGGAAACUGCUAAAGAAGCUGGCUCAAAAGUCGCGGAGAAAGGACGUGAUACCGCUGAAUCCGCCAAAGAAAUGGCUUCAAGAGGAGUGGAGUCUGCCAAAGAAGCUGGUUCCAAAGCUGCCGACAAGGGACAUGAUAUCAAAGAAUCGAUGAAAGAAAAGGCUGUGGGAGCUAAAGACUAUGCAAAGGAAACGGCUUCAAGUGCGGCCGAAAAGGGACGAGAAACGGCAGAAUCAGCUAAAGACAUGGCCUCUAGGGGAAUGGAAUCGGCCAAGGAAAGGGGAUCAAAAGCUGCUGACAAAGGACGGGAGAUGAAAGAAUCGGCUAAGGACGUCGCCUCCGAAGGCAUGGAAUCGCUGAAGGAAAAGGGCCAGAAAGCCGUUGAUAAAGGACAAGAAAUGGCGGAAUCGGCGAAAGAUGUGGCGUCGAGAGGAAUGGAGUCGGCUAAGAAAACUGGCCGGAAGGCGGCCGAUAAAGGACAUGAAAUGAAAGAAUCGGCGAAAGAUAUGGCCUCCAGAGGAAUGGAAUCGGCUAAGGAAACCGGUCAGAAGGCGGCCGAUAAAGGACAUGAAAUGAAAGAAUCGGCGAAAGAUGUGGCCUCGAGAGGAAUCGAGUCAGCUAAGGAAACCGGUCAGAAGGCCAGUGAGAAAGGACACGAGCUGAAAGAGUCGGCAAAGGACACAGCAAAGCAAGGAAAGGAAUCCGUGCAGGAGACGGGAUCGAAGAUCGCAGAAAAAGGACGAGAAGGCAAAGAGAAAACCAUGGAUUACGCUGCUGCUGCCAAACAAUCCGCUCAGGAUACGGGAGCAAAAGCCACAGAAAAAGCUCGAGAGGGUGAGCAACAACAGCCAACUACGGAAGCAGGGGGUAGGACCGUAUUUAGUGAAGUAAAGGAAGGAAGCAAACAGCCUGGAACAGACAUCACUGGUGAAGAGAAAGGUGAGAAGGGUGUUCUCAAAGCUGUUCACGAUUGGAUUACCGCUCCCGGCGAUGGGACAGAAGACAUACCGGGGACAGAGGGCGUGAAACCAGAAUCGGGAAAUGUUCAGUCAAACAAGCAGGAAAUGGAUACAAAGGAAGUUGACGAAUUUAAGCGGUUGGAUGAGAAAGUCAAACACCACACAACUUGGGAGGAACCAGAACAUGGACAAGUGGGUGACUCGGGAACUGCAUUACACACUCCAAGGAACGAGUAAAUCACGGAAACCAGGGGAUGAUGUCUUAAAGGAGCCUCGCAGAAGAAGUCACCUGUAGCGCUCAAAAUUUUGUGUUUUUUUAUUGCUUUCUGUUGGAAGGAUUCGACGAAAAUCUUACCUUUCGCUAACGAGCGUCUCGUGUGAAAUCAUGUGAAAUCAAUUGCCUUAAUAAUUCGAUAUAAUACAGUUUAAUUUUUUUUCCUUCAAAAA